GGUUUCCAUUUUCCAUCGGUAGGAAGUAGCAUCAGAGCAAGCAAAGAGACGAAAAAGGAAUGGCAGGAAUCAUUCACAAGAUCGAGGAGAAGCUUCAUAUCGGAGGAGAGCACAAGCAGGAGGAGCAUAAGGAGGAAGGGCACCACAAGGAGGAGGAGAAGCACCACACGGAGGAAGGACACCACAAGGAGGAGGAGAAGCACCACAAGGAGGAAGAGCACCACAAGGAGGAAGAACAUCACAAGGAGGGAGGAGGAGGAAUAGUGGAGAAGAUCAAGGAAAAGAUCCAUGGCGGAGAGGAACACGGGGAGAAGAAGAAGGAGAAGAAGAAGAAGAAGGAGAAGAAGCACGGUGAGGAGCACCAUGGCGACAGCAGCAGCAGCAGCGACAGCGACUAGAUCAGACCUUUGACACCUUGCUAUGGAAGAAAAGUUGUCGCCAAUGGUCCGAUGGACACCACUCCAUAGGUUGUUUCUUCAAACAAAAGAAUAUAUCAUGGAGAUUGCUACCUGUCAUUUACAUCGACGACAAAUCUAAGAAAGAAGCUGAUGUGUCUUGCUUGUGAAGAAGACAAUUUUGGGUCAUGAUGUAAGCAUGUUAUAGCCAAUCUCCAGCAACACCACCUGAAAGCAGGCACUCGAAACGAAAAUUAGCUUUCAUGGUUGGUGUCAACUUCUGCAAGAGGAAUCCUCUCUUGGAUCUUUAGCAGAGCCGGAAAAAUCAUAUCUUUACCCACUUGUUGAACAGAUUCAGUGGCUUUUUUCCUGGCCAGAUUCAGUGAACAAUUGUGGCCAGCAGAUGUUUCUUAUUAGCUUGUGUAAUAAGAUUCCCGUAAGAUUUUGCUUUUGAAUGACUCUAUUGUUUAUGCAA
Messenger RNA from Musa acuminata AAA Group (dessert banana), 870 nucleotides. Its product is annotated as protein SRC1-like. Gene Ontology annotation, molecular function: metal ion binding. Bases 60 to 398 code for a protein of 112 amino acids. The record is from RefSeq and is a predicted model, not a curated record. Lineage: Eukaryota; Viridiplantae; Streptophyta; Magnoliopsida; Zingiberales; Musaceae. The transcript is spliced from 2 exons.